This is a messenger RNA of Mercenaria mercenaria, 9422 nucleotides long. Its product is annotated as cyclin-dependent kinase-like 1. Gene Ontology annotation, biological process: protein phosphorylation. The record is from RefSeq and is a predicted model, not a curated record. Bases 521 to 1624 code for a protein of 367 amino acids. Gene Ontology annotation, molecular function: ATP binding; cyclin-dependent protein serine/threonine kinase activity. Lineage: Eukaryota; Metazoa; Mollusca; Bivalvia; Venerida; Veneridae. Gene Ontology annotation, cellular component: nucleus. The transcript is spliced from 9 exons.
ACAUAUACAAUCAUUAUGGCGACUGGCAGAUUGAGACAAUGGCGACGAAAAAAAUCAAGGAUUUUCAAGCAGUGAAGUGAUGUCCUGUUACGGAUUAUAGAUUUAGCUGCAGACGAAUACUCAAUGAUCGAUAUAAAAUCUUGCCAGUUAACAUUUUGACGUAAAAUUGACUUCUAAAUAGCUUUAUUCGUUGUUGAAUUUUACGUAAACAAGGCAACAGGUGCCCGUUGAAGAUUUGAUUCUUGACACUUGUGUUGUGAAAUCCGAUUUCCCUUCCGUGUUUCUUACUUUUUUAAGUCAUAGAGGCUUCUUGGCCUUCAAUAUGAUAACGAGGAAACGGACUAGAUAGGAUAUCUCUUUUCGAGAGCCUAAAACUUGUUCAAUCCAAGGUCAGAUAAAGUGUUUUCGACCUUGUUAUUUCAAAUAUUUGACAGUUCAGUGUGUGUGUUUUCAUCUAGUCAUAUACUAAAGACGAGGAUAUUUACUUCAUCAACUCGUUGUUCCCAUAUAAACUCUCAAAAUGGAGAAAUAUGAGAAGAUUUGUCGCAUUGGUGAGGGGUCGUAUGGUGUAGUGUUCAAAUGCAAAAACAGAGAAACAGGACAGCAUGUAGCAAUCAAGAAAUUUGUGGAAUCUGAAGAGGACCCUUUAAUUAAAAAGAUUGCUAUGAGGGAAAUAAGAAUGUUGAAGCAAUUAAAGCAUCCAAAUUUGGUAAAUUUGAUAGAAGUGUUCCGACGGAAGAAACGGUUACAUUUGGUGUUUGAGUAUGUAGAUCACACAGUGCUAAAUGAACUGGACAGACAUCCUAGAGGUGUACCAGAACCCAUGGUGAAAAGAAUUAUAUAUCAAGUGUUGUUGUCAGUAAAUUUCUGUCACCAACAUCAUUGUAUACACAGAGAUGUUAAGCCAGAGAAUAUACUUAUUACACGGCAGGGUCAAGUGAAGCUGUGUGAUUUUGGAUUUGCCAGAAUAUUAACUGGUCCAGGGGACGAGUACACAGAUUAUGUGGCAACCCGGUGGUAUCGAGCCCCAGAACUUCUUGUAGGUGAUACGCAAUAUGGCCCGCCAGUAGAUGUGUGGGCUGUAGGAUGUGUGUUUGCUGAAUUGCUAACAGGGCAAGCUUUAUGGCCAGGAAAAUCAGACGUUGAUCAACUGUAUUUAAUUAAAAAGACUUUAGGUGAUUUAUUACCCCGACAUGUACAGAUUUUCUCCACAAAUUCUUUCUUCAAGGGUAUGAUUAUACCUGAACCAGAAAGAUUGGAACCAUUAGAAGAACGGUAUGCGAAUUUCUCGGAUUCUGUUUUGAGCUUUUUAAAGGAUUGUCUAGCGAUGAAUCCUGACGAUCGGUUGACGUGUGCAGAGUUGUUGAUUCAUCCAUACAUGGACCAAAAUAAAGAUAUCUUUGAACAACCACAGAAGCGAGAGAAGAGGGUAAAUAAUCGGUCGCGAGUACACAACUUAAACCAUCCCCAACAGAUGUCUUUCUUUCAGCCGUACAACCAUCAGUUCCCGCAGCUGGGUUUGAAGAACACGUCUACCUCACCAGUGCCGCAGCAUAAAGGGAAUAUAUACUCGAAGAAAACCAACCCAACUAAACCACCAUUCGACCAUCUACCGAACAUCUGACUUUUCGGUCAAGGGGUUCUGCGUCAUGAUGGAAACUGAGAAAAUCCACCCUGAUUUGGAAUCCUGGAGGCCAUAUUCAUAAAGACAUUUGGGAGCAAUUGAGCUUUUAUUAGUGUGCCCUGUGUUACAUAUUCAAACAUUAUGACGCAUAUUUUCUGUAGUUUAUAGUUCAUCUUGUCUUUCAUAUUCUUGAUCUGUGUCUAUAGAUGCUUGUUCAGAAGUCAUCUUAGUCAAGCAGGUGAUUGAUUAAAAUAAUCCCUUGAAUGACACAGAUGAAUUAUGAAUGAGAGAUAUGACACUGCCCCUAGAAUCUGAACAGAUUUCUAGAAGAUGCGACAUAGUUCUUUAUAUUCAGUAGCCUGUAUUCUAAAAGGUGCUAUCAUUAUGUAUUUUUAUUUCAUAUUGAUUAAAAACCAGAAAUACCACCUCAGGUUUACUGAUGUGAAGAACAUUGCACUAUUUUGAAGGACAAGAAGCGUAUAUAGAUCUGAGACAGGUACAAAACCUUGUUACCAAGUGCCAAUAGAUCCUAGUCAUAAGUCAGUGGUUAAUGAUCUUGUGAUUGUACCUGUUCUCAAACUUGCUAUAGAGGUUGCUAGAGAAAACUUUAGAAGCAGCUUGAAACAAUAACGUCUUUUCACAUUUAAGUAUAGAUAAAAGUUAUGUCUCCAUUUCUUUGAAACAAUGAUGUAAUCAGAUUUUUGCUAAUUAGCUAUGUUUACACUUCGAGGGGUGAAUGCGAAAAAGUUCUAAGUGCUUCUUUAUUUAUAUGCACUUAGAACUCUUUCGCAUUCACCCCUCGACUUGUUCUCUUACAAAACUGUUUGACAAAAAGCAAAUAAUGAAUUUUUGCAUGGGAAAAGAAAUGUUAUUUCAUUAAUGUAAUAUGAAGACAUGGAAAAGACAUACAAAAGCUGAGCAUUGCAAAGCAAACGUUUAUCUGUGAAAUGUUAUAUGCCUUGAAGUUUUCUCUUGCCCUAAACAGAAAAUAUGUGUCACUUUUCAUGCUCACAUUUAGUGAUUGUUUUAUGCUUAAAGAAUUUCAGCUAGAAAUAGCACAUUAAUGAAGUGUAACAUGGUAAUUCUUUAACCAUGAAAUACCGAAUGUGUAACACAAUAUAGAAUAUAAACUCUUCCCUUGUUGCACUUGAUUUUUCCAUGUGUGUGAUAUGAAUUCCCAGUUACAGUACCUUUCAAAAGUAUCUUUAUGCAAAAGACAUCCUAUCGUAGGAAAUUAGAAAAAAAGUCAAUUAGCACAUUUUGAAAUAUGCUUAAGAAAUAAUGUAUAGAAAAAACGUGUUUUAACAUUAAUAAUACACGAAAAGUAGUUAUACGUCCGCAGAAUAAUUUCACGAGGGUGUAGCCCAAGUGAAUUAUUCUGCCAACGUAUAGCUGAUUUUGAGUGUAUUUAUUUAAGUAAAACACAAUUUUUCUAUACAUUAUUUUGAUUCUUAUAUGCCUUUUAUUGAAAACAGUAGUAAAAAUAUAGUAACGCUCUUUCUUGGUCCCAACAAAGACAUAUAUGUCAUCCCACGUUCACGUGACGUCAUUUAAGUGUAAGCGUGUUUCAAAAAAAAACAAGCAUAUAAGAAUGAUUGUUAAAAACAUUUUCAUUUCAGUAUUGGUAUGUUAUAUAUUCAAUAUAUAUAUAUUCAAAUUAUAAGUUUAUUUUGAAAUUCUGUCUUGAUUAAUACAAUUUUUAUUAGUUUUACAAAGAAAAUGCUGAAAAAUCAAGAGUAGGGAAAUUUUUGAAAGAUAGUGUAUGAGAAAUUAAAGGACUGGAAAUGAGUGUAUGGUCAAAACUUGAAUGAAUGUAUUUAUAACUCGCUUGAUGAUUUUUGUAGAGUCUUUAGAUAAAAAAAAAUGUAUUUUUCCUUCAUUAGCAGUUUAGAGCAUAGAUUUAGCUGUUUUCACUAUAAGUUUAUGUAUUAUUUUGUAUCUUCAGUUAGUUCUUAAAAUAUUAGCUUAAAGAAUUAAAAUGUCGCUAUAGAGAAAUUAGUCUCAGAAAUUAUUUUAAUUAAUUAUUGAUAACAGUAGUUGUAAUAUUGAAAAAAGAUCUGUUAUUUGAGCAGUGCCAUGUGAAAACCAACAUAGUGGGUUUGCGACCAGAGUUGGAUCCAGACCAGCCUGCGCAUCCGCGCAGUCUGGUCAGGAUUCAUGCUGUUCGCUUUCAAAGCCUAAUGGAAUUAGAGAAACUAAUAGCGAACAGCAUGGAUCCUGACCAGACUGCGCUGAUGCGCAGGCUGGUCUGGAUCCAUGCUGGUCGCAAACCCACUAUGUUGGUUUUCUCAUGGCGUGGCUCAUUUAUUGAUUUAUUUUGCUUUAAUUGUUAUGUGUUCAUUUCAGUUUUAAGGAUGUAAAUUUAUAUUUAAAAAAACUGUUAAAAGUGGAAAAAAUUAUUGUAUUUGUGAAAUAUUUUUUAAACAUUUGAUGAAUAAUUUGAACACCUUUUGCAAUGAAAUAUUACAUAAAGACAAAUGAAGUAUAGAUCCCAGGAACAGUCCUUUAAUGAUAUUCAAACUAAGAUUCAAGCAUACUGGUGUAAUAGGUUUUGUACAACCCGAGUAUUUAUGGUAUUUUUUCUUGUGUGGCACCCUGCUUUUCUCCCUUACUUGCAUCACCCACUUUCUUGCUGCACCCUUUCCACUUGACAUGAAUAAACUUGUAGUUUUAAAUGAUAAAAUUAAUGCAACAGUUAAUAUUACUGGCUAAAACUUCAAAAUGUUAAACUUCCUUUGCUUCUAAAUUUACGAGGUUUAAAAAGCAAGAAUCAUUUGAUAAUAUGAAGGAAAUAAUAAAAAUUGCCAGUUCGCUUUUGAAAAACUGAUAACAAGACACGUAUUGAUUUACUUUGUGUUCCUUUUUUUGUUUUUAAUUGGAAUGCAGAACAUGCGCUGAAAUAUUUUCAUAAACGGAAAUGAAAAAUGAAUACUUGUCCAGCUGAAUAUUCAAAAACCUGCAACGUUAAUCAUGUCAUUUUUUUCAUACCCCACCCAUCUUGUUAACAAGUUGCACUUUUAUGUUUGGUUUCUCUACUAACAACAACCUGUUUGCUCCCAAAUUGACUAUGGCCACAUAAGGAUCUAGGGUUCAGUAGCCAAUGAACUCUCUCAGGAAAAUCAGCUUGGUUACCAUGGUAACCAAUAGCGCAUUAGCUAAAAUUGCCCAUUUUUUGAAAAAAAAAAAAGUCUUCAUUUAUCAACUGUGAAAGAGUUGACCCCUCAUUGUAGAGGGAAGUGACAUAGAAUAGUACCACUGUAACAGUGAGCACUGUUUCAAAGUAUGGUUUAAAAGAGAGGUGUAUCAUCAAACAGUUCAUUCUGUUGUUGUAUAAAAUCAUUUGCAGAACUAUUUUUGCUUUGAUUUGUAAAUUAUGUAUAUCAAAAUUUGAAUUUUUAAACAGAUACAUGUAUAUUUCCCUUUUUUCUGACAUUCAGUAUACAUGUGUUUGUUGUAAAUAGCUUUCAUUCAGUAUCAUGCGAAAAUCAGAACUUUUCACCGAUAAAUUAUGAUGAAUCAGAAAUUUGUCGGAAUAUCAGUUAUCUCUUGAGCUGAAUUCUAAACGGAAUUUCAGGAAAUGUUUUACCGAGACAGGAGAUGGCCUGAGCUUUUUAUCUGUUUAUUUUUCUACUUUAUCCUCAGGUAUAAUGGACUAAAAACUUGAAAAUGCUACUUGUUAAAAACUGAGGUUUCAAUAACGAAAUAUUUGAGAUAUACAGAUGGAUAAGUUGUAUAAAAAUCUCUGUCCGUAACUUGGAACUGAAGUUCAUUUCAUGAUGAUAAAGUAAAUUUUUCAAAUACAACCAAAUUAGUAUAACUUAAUUUAAAGGUCAAAGGUCAUAACAUAUUCGUUUGGCAGUAUGGGUGUAAAGGCAUUUGCCUGAAAGAUCUUUUUGAAGAAUUUUUCUAAGAUUUUUGUACUUUCAUUAUAUAUAACCUAGCGUAACAUAUCAUUAAUUUGAAGUGGACUCCUUAUUGUGAUGGUUUAGGAAGACUGAUUAACUAUGGGUAUAGUUUAAAGGUUAAUAUUGUUAGUUUAUAACCCCCUUGUUAUUCUUACAUUCAUCAAUUUUUGUUUUGUAAAUAUGCACCAAACCCUAUUGAUGUAGAACAUUUCUGAUUGUACCAUAGUUAAACAACAUUCUAUUAACACCAUGUAAAUGUGUUUAUUAGAAUAAAUGGACUCUUAUCAUUGUAAGUUUAGAGAAAUAAAUUGUAAGAAUGAACAUGUUCAUAUUCUAUGAAGGGGCUGGUUCAGAUAUAUUUGUUUCUCUCUUUUGUUUUGUUCGAGCCUUGAAAAUCAUAUUAGCAGUUUGAUAUUGGGGAGGAUGUAUCGUAGUUUGUACGACAUUCUAUUAACACUAUGUAAAUGUGUUUAUUAGGAUAAAUGGACUCGUAUUAUCAUUGAAAAUCAUAUUAGCAGUUCGAUAUUGGGGAGGAUGGGAAAUGUUGAUUAUUAAACAGAAAAAAUAAUUAGUGCAAAUGUUUAGGUAGGUGCAGAGGAUUCAGUAAACAGUUUUCCAAAUGUAUUGAUCAUUCAUUCAAAUGAGGAAAAGCCAUUAAAACAGAAUGGAAUAAUUUCUCUCCUUUGGAUUUCAUGUUAUUUGAAAGUGCUUUCAAAGAAUCAAAAUAAAUAUUUAAACAGUCCUGUAAAUAAUGGUAAAAAAUUUAAAAUGUGUGUGUAUGGCAUGGGUAAAAGAUUGUGUUGUCAUUUUGGUGGAUAAAUCAGUAGAAUGUAUGUCAUUUGAGCUGCGCCAUGAGAAAACCAACAUAGUGCAUUUGCGACCAGCAUGGAUCCAGACCAGCCUGCGCAUCUGCACAGGCUGCUCAGGAUCCAUGCUGUUCGCUUUCAAUGACUUUUGUAAUUAGAGAAACUGUUAGCAAAUAGCAUGGAUCCUAACCAGACUGCGUGGAUGCGCAGGCUGGUCUGGAUCCAUGCUGGUCGCAAAGGCACUAUGUUGGUUUUCUCAUGGUGUGGCUCAUUUCACUAUUUGUUUAAUGAUUUAAUUUGUUGUCAUUGUCAUAGCUUAAUGUGGAGCCAGUAGGACUUGCACAUAUUGUGUAAAAUAAUCUAGCAGUGUCAAGCGAAAAAGGUACCUUUUGCUAAAAUUUCCAUAUGUUGAUACUUUAACUGGACUCCCUUUAUUUUACACCUUUUAUUGUGUAAACACAACAAUGAAAAAAAAAGAAAUUGUCAUAUUAAUAGAGUUUUGAUAAGUUAUUUUAUUUUUGAAAAAUGAACUGUUAAAAGUGCUGUUAGGUAUAAACUUACUGACUCGCAUAUAUUCUUAGAUCAGCGCCGUACAAUAUAAAUUUAGGUAUGAAAUGAAAAUUGAUGUACUGUCAUUGAAUUACAAACAAGAUAAACAUUCUGUAUUUGUAUAAACACCAAUAUAUUUCCCAUUUAAAUUUCUUUUUGUUAUUUAUGUAAAUUACAAUUUUUAUAAAACUGUGUGUACAGGCAUGUGAAAAAAAAUUCACUCUUUAAGUAAUAAUUAUGAAUGUAUAUUUAUCAAUAUCAGUGCUGUAAAAAUGUUUUAUCUCGAGGUACUUUUUCCCUUGAUCAUGUUCUUUUUUGUCGGAAAUGUCUAAUUUAAACAGAUUAUCAGCUUUGCUAUAUGUGUAGAACUGUAGAGAUUAUUUUUACUCUAAAGCUAAUCUGCCAGUAGUAGAAAGGUAUUUAUUUCUUAGGCCUUCACAAAAAUACUGCUAUUCUUUUUGUACUGGUUAUUUUUCUGUAUUUUAGAACAUGGUAACAUUUACACCCUAUAUUAUUGAAGCCUUGCAAAUGUUUGAAUUAGAAAUAUGUUGUGCAACAUUUGCAGAAAUUACAAGCCGAUACAGAAGUGACUGUAACCAUUUAUAACUCGGGAUAGUGUUCUUAACUUACAGAAAUUUCAAGGGGCAUGCAACCAGAUUUGUAGCUAUUUUUUUUUUCAUAAUUUUGACUGUGUGAAUUCGUAACUUUCAAUAAAAAAAAUAGAAAAAUUUAGGGAGAAUUAAGUUGAAAACUUUAAUAGCAUCUUUAUAUUUGUUCUAAAUACCUGACUGAAAUUGUGAAAUAUGUGACAAGAAAUUUUGUUGAAAAAUAUCCAUGUAUUUUUUUUUUUUUUUUAGAUACUUCUGCUUAUCACAUCUGUUAGUAUAUUAUAAUCAAUAAAAGAUGGCAGUAUUUUUUGCCUGUAUGUUGUUAUGCCAUUAAUUUAAAGAAAGACAACCAUGAAAAAAUCAUGAGCAAUUUUUUUUUAUCAGAUUUUUUUUGUUGUAAUUUUACUAUUUGUGACAAUGCCAAGUGAAACUUUUCCAGUUAUUUUAUACCAGCUUUAUUAGAUAGAUGCCUAGUAGUAUUUUAAGGUACCCGACAUCUUGUGUAGUAAAAAUAGAAUCUGCUCUUCUUUUGUAUGAGGACACUGCACCUUUAUGUGCGAAAUUCGGUAAAUGUCAGAAAAUAUUCAAAAAAUCCAUUUUAGAUUAGAUAAAGUGUGCAAAAUUUUGCAUUUUUGCUCGUGAAAUUGAAAUAGGGGAAAUUCUUUGAGGUAAAUAUAAAAUCCAUACUGUCUAAAAUAAAUGCAGCCAUUAUUUAUAUUCUUAGAUUAUAAGUGCAAGAUUUUUGCAUUUUUGCAUUCUUCUGCAUACACUGAUAGAUACAAACAAAUCAUUGUUUCAUUUUCAUAUACAUGAACAUUACAGCAAUUUUUUUUUUGUUUAUAUUUGCCUUUUUCAUUUACACAUGCAAGUCUCAUACAUUCCGUCCACUGGAGUUAAGUUUUUUUAUUUUGAGAAAUAGUAUCUUUUAUUUUCGAAAAUCCAAAUUUUAAUCUGUGAUACAUGUGUUUUAAUGAAUUAUUUACAUACUGCCAUGUUUAGAAUUGAGUUAUUACAUUUUUUUUAUGACAAAGCAGAAUAUUGCUGUUGUUACAAAACAAUUUAAAAAAAAAAACAGAUUUUUUGCACCAAUCUGACUUGGACUUCUUUCCUGUUGUGCUGGACAUAAAUUUGAUUGUAACUCUGAUUGUGAACAAAAAUUAAAAUGAUUGCACAGAUGGAACAUCGUUUUUGGUAAACAAAUCAUACCAUUCUGUGUAACUUAACCACAGCAGUAUUUUGCUUUGACAGACUCUCAAAGCUAGGGAUCUCCCUGGUUAAAAUUUAUACAUAUAUUUUCAUUUGAAUUAAUGAUUUACUUAUUCAGAAUGCUUUGUGUUAUUUACAUACACAAACCUACAAAUUUGUGUUUGAAUAUUUCAGUCUUUAUUCCCUUUAAUUAUUUGUGAUACAGGUUCGUGGGCAGUCUUAUAGUUUUUCAUGACAACAACUAUUUUUCUGCCAUUAAAACAGGAUAUGUCUUUUUGUUUGUAGGUUAUUUUUAUCCUGUUGUCUUUAUAAAGGUAUUUAUGUUUCCACACUGAUGACAAGGAAAAGGUCUGUAUUGUCAUGUACAGUCAUGAUACAUAAUACACAUUUCCCGAUUCAGCUACAAGUAAUUGACCGCUUAUAGGCUUUUUCUUAGAGUUGUGGUUCCUUACUCUCGAUAUGUCAUAAAAAUGUAAGGGUGACAACUCUGUAUGACCGGUUGUAUAUGUUUACUGUGAAUAAAGACUGAAAAUGGUUCAUUGUUCAUUUCUUUGCACAUAUUUAUACGGUUGUAUUGCUAUCAUGCAUUAUUAUUGCCAAAGGUAGUUUAUUUAGACAUUGCAUACCAUGGUAAAUUGUGUAUAUUGUAACACAUUAUUGAUUCAAAAUGGAAUUUGUUAUUUGUAAUGGUCAAUUAGAAAUAAAUGUUAGUAUAUGGGGAUAA